UAGUGUUGAAGGCAGCAUUAGUCGCGCCUGCUAAGGCACUCCUCUGCAGCGGCGCUCGGGCAGUUAGCUGUUUGCAAACCAGCCUGUUUUGGUUCUGUAAAAUGGGAAAGUUAGCCCUCAUCUCGAUUAUAAUAGCUGCCCUCUCGGCGCUGUUGGGAGAGAGGAUUGUCAGCUUAAGGAGACGAGCCCUCGCCUCAAAUGAACUGGUUCAGAAGCAUCUGCCGAACUGUGUGACACUGAAGAAUCUGGAUUAUGGUUCGGAAGAUAUAACGAUCCUUGGAAGCGGACUUGCCUUUAUCAGCACUGGUCUGAAUUAUCCUGGAAUGCCACCCUCAGAUGCGACAGGAAAGAUCUUCUCCCUUGACAUGCAAGAUCCUCGGAAGAAGCCUGUGGAGCUGCGCAUGCCAAGAAACUUUGACCUGGAAUCAUUCAACCCACAUGGCAUCAGUGUUUACACCGAUCCAAGUGAUGACACAGUAUACCUGUUUGUUGUCAGUCACCCUGAACACAAAAGCCAAAUAGAGCUGUUCAAAUUUAUUGAGGAUGGCUUCUCCCUGGUGCAUCUGAAAACCAUCAAACAUGAACUUCUCCACAGUGUGAACGAUAUUGUUGCAGUGGGAAUUGACUCCUUCUAUGCAACCAAUGACCACUACUUUAAGAAUGCAUUCCUUAAAGGUUUUGUGGAGUUUCUUCUGGGUCAGCCCUGGUGUAAUGUUGUGUACUACAGUCCUGAGGAAGUAAAAGUGGUCUCUGAGGGAUAUUACAUGGCAAAUGGCAUCAACAUCUCACCAGACAAAAGACAUAUAUAUGUAGUAGAUCUGUUCGACCACAAUGUACAUGUGCUGGAGCGGAAAGAUGACAAUGCAUUGGUCUCUGUGAAGAAUGUGGCUGUGAGGUCACUCUGUGACAACGUUGAAGUUGACCCUGAAACUGGUGACCUGUGGUUAGGCUGUCACCCUAAUGGGUGGAAGCUUUUGAUGUUUGACCCCAAUGACCCACCUGGAUCGGAGGUCAUCCGCGUCCAGAAUAUUCACUCUGAUCAGCCAGUGGUGACUCAGGUGUAUGCUGACGAUGGCCAUGUGAUCAUGGGCUCCUCUGUGGCAGCUGCGUACGGGGGAAAGUUGCUUAUUGGGACUGUGUUCCAUAAAGCCAUAUGCUGUGACCUGAAGUAGGCCACGUCUUUUUGACGUAUGGCGUGAGGCAGAAGAGUCUAAACAAAUGCAUCAAAAUUUCAGUUAAAGAAAAAGAAAUCAAGAUUUAGCUCAUUGCAAGGCUCUCAGUCAGAGGGUGACUGGUGAUUUGACGACGAUGGAGACGAUGGUUUGAUUUUGUGAAUGUUAUGGCUCUUAAGAAAAAUGCUCUACCCUCUUGCUACAGGUGGGUGUGUUUUCCUGAUUUUAUAGCAAUAAACCAUCUGUACAACAGGAUAUUUGGAAUUGGUGACAGACGUAGAAGGCACUGAACUACCCAGAUGAUUGAACCACUAUGAAAUAAGUUCAUGCAAUUAUUUGCUGUGUAUCAUGAAAACAAUAUUUUCCACUGGUCACCUGAAAAUGUGAAAUCUUUAUGUGUGUGGUGGAUGGUCUUACGUGUUUUAAUUGCUGAGUUCAAUUGGGGAAAAAAACAAAAAACAUUUCAUUUGUUCCAUGCAUUUGAACGUAAAUAAAAAAAACAAAUGAGUCACACUA
This is a messenger RNA of Scatophagus argus, 1688 nucleotides long. Its product is annotated as serum paraoxonase/arylesterase 2-like. The transcript is spliced from 9 exons. The record is from RefSeq and is a predicted model, not a curated record. Gene Ontology annotation, molecular function: arylesterase activity. Bases 102 to 1172 code for a protein of 356 amino acids. NCBI's taxonomy places the organism in Eukaryota, Metazoa, Chordata, Actinopteri, Scatophagidae.